Lasiodiplodia theobromae is the source of this 1506-nucleotide messenger RNA. Its product is annotated as Zip family zinc protein. Bases 1 to 1506 code for a protein of 501 amino acids. The transcript has 3 exons. Gene Ontology annotation, biological process: zinc ion transmembrane transport. Lineage: Eukaryota; Fungi; Ascomycota; Dothideomycetes; Botryosphaeriales; Botryosphaeriaceae. Gene Ontology annotation, cellular component: plasma membrane. The record is from RefSeq and is a predicted model, not a curated record. Gene Ontology annotation, molecular function: zinc ion transmembrane transporter activity.
AUGAACACAAAUGCGUUGAAUGCGAGAGGCAUAUUACCCGACUCAUGGUCCGACAUUCCGACCGCGCUGCUCCACGCUGAGCUCGAACGGAGACAUGGUGGCAUGAAGGAGUCGACGGCCGGUGAGCAAAGGCCGGCGUGUGGGAGCAAGACCAAGGGAGAGUACAACACGCCGCUACACGUUUUCGCGCUGGUGUUGAUCCUGGCGCUGAGUACCGGAGCGUGCGCCUUCCCCAUCAUCGUCCGCCGAUUUCCACGCCUCCCUGUGCCGCACCACUUCCUGUUCCUCUCGCGACACUUCGGCACCGGCGUCCUGAUCGCAACCGCCUUCGUACAUCUGCUACCCACAGCCUUCACCUCGCUCACGGACCCAUGCUUACCGUCUUUCUGGAACGAGGGAUACCCCGCAAUGGCUGGGCUGAUCGCCAUGACGGCAGUUUUUGUGGUCGUGGGCAUAGAGAUGUUCUUCGCGAGUAGGGGAGCGGGGCAUGUGCACGGGAGCGAUUACGACACGCUGGGCGGAGGGGAUGCACACGGUCAUGCUCACGGACACGGCGACUACGAGAUGGGCAAUGGCCGCCCGCGCAGCCACGGCCGCAGCGCGAGCUUCAACCGGUUCAAGCAGGGCAGCCUGCGCCCAGGCGACAGCCACCGACCGCCGGACAUCGUGCUGGACGACUACGCCGAGACGGACAACCUCGUUGCAGGCGUCUCUCCCUCAAUCCCCCCGCCUACCCCGUCUCCAGGCCACAGCCGCAUCCCCGACGACGAAGAAGCCCAGACGAAACCCAUCCACGGCGAAGGCGACAGCGACUCGGACUCGGACCUCGAGCUGCCCGAGCUCGACUACGCCGGAGCCUCGUCCAACGACGCCUCCGGUCUCCUCAACGGCGCACCCUCGCAAAAGUACCGCUCCGCCGCCGGCCGCCAAAGCAGCGACUCCCUCCGCGCCCUCUCCAGCCCCCAGCCCGACGCCGGCAACGGCCACCACUCCCUCCUCACGCCCGAACAGCAACAGCGCAAGCAGCUGCUCCAAUGCCUCCUGCUCGAAGCCGGCAUCCUCUUCCACAGCGUCUUCAUCGGCAUGGCCAUCUCUGUCGCCACCGGCCCGCCCUUCAUCGUCCUCCUCAUCGCCAUCUCCUUCCACCAGACCUUCGAGGGGCUCGCCCUGGGCUCGCGCAUCGCCGCCCUGCAGUUCCCCCAGCGCUCCCCGAAGCCCUGGCUCAUGGCCCUCGCCUACGGCACCACCACCCCGCUCGGCCAGGCCAUUGGCCUCGGCAUCCACAACCUGUACGAUCCCGCGAGCGAGACGGGCCUGCUGACGGUGGGUGUCAUGAACGCAAUCAGUAGCGGUCUGCUGCUGUUUGCGGGCUUGGUCGAGCUUCUGGCCGAGGAUUUCUUGAGCGAUGCGAGCUAUCAGGUGCUGAGGGGAAAGAGGAGGGUGGAGGCUUGCGCGGCCGUGGUGGCGGGUGGCGGUUUGAUGGCGUUAGUCGGGGCAUGGGCAUAG